Messenger RNA from Lodderomyces orthopsilosis Co 90-125, 6810 nucleotides. It is a transcript of the gene CCH1, whose product is annotated as Cch1p. Gene Ontology annotation, molecular function: calcium ion binding; high voltage-gated calcium channel activity. The transcript has a single exon. The coding region runs from base 1 to 6810 and encodes 2269 amino acids. Gene Ontology annotation, cellular component: membrane; voltage-gated calcium channel complex. NCBI's taxonomy places the organism in Eukaryota, Fungi, Ascomycota, Pichiomycetes, Serinales, Debaryomycetaceae. Gene Ontology annotation, biological process: calcium ion import across plasma membrane. The record is from RefSeq and is a predicted model, not a curated record.
AUGGAUAGGAAAUUCACAAGUGCAAAUACUCCUAACUUUGUAAUACUGCAGGUGAGCGAUUCCGAAGGAAAUGCACUUGAAAACAACUCUCUGGUUGUAUCACAGAGCACUCAGGAAUCCAUAUCUUAUGAUGAAGACUUUGAUCCUAACAAAACAUACAUCAGAAGUCCUUCUGCUAGAGGAAGCCAGCAAAUACCUACAUCUAGUGAAAACCCCUUUCAAACAAGCCCACUCCUACCUCGUCGUAAACUGCAUGGACCUACCUUUUCGGCAAACAAUCCAUUUCGUGCUGAUCAGUUUCUAACUCCUCAGGAUGAGCCUGGGCAGCUACUUGGUGAUUCGUUUCAACAUUCACCAAUAAUUCAAGGUUCACUAGAUGAGAACGACCUUAAGGACCUAAGAGAAGGUUUAAAAUUUGCCUUGGGUACAAGUAAUGAAAAUGCAAAAUGGUUUCCUGUUGCAACUCCAACCAAAGAGGAACCACCAAAGUUUCCAACUAUCAAAUUAGGGGAUGAUGAGAGUGAAAAUGUCAACUAUACAUCAAACAUACCACUUCAAGAUCUUAGUCUACUACAGAAAGCUCAUUCUGGUGACGAAAGCAGAUCGUCAUUACAUUCUCCAUCGCCAUUUGCAGAUUACAAUGACAAUUCAUCGUUACAAAAACCGCGCUCACCUAGUCGAGAUGUGGAGCCCAAUUUGGACUAUUUAGAGGCAGGUCUUCUUAAUCCGCACGGACACAAGGAACUGCCGGCUCAUACAUCUUCAAAAUUCACUGAUGCAAUUGCAAGGAUAUCAAAUCGUGUUGCCGGUACAGGUGAUAAAAGAGACGAUCAGCCUGACAAAGAUCAACUUGGUUUGACACAAGUAAGAUCACACGGAAGCUCACAUAUAAAGACCCCGGUGAAGGAAUAUUCAUCAUUUGUGGAGCCUGGAGAACAAUCCUUCAGGUUUAGUCCCAGUCCUGGUAAAGAGUCAAAAAAUUUGCCUGAGUUCACUGUUACCACUGAUAAGGGAGAGUCAGUAUACAACGAGACUACAUUUUCACAAGGGUUAGGGGUCUACUUGCACAGUUCGAGCGAUUUGAAUUUAGCACAGAGUGCACUGGUGCAGGAUGUCAGUUCUCAAGGUUCUUUUCUAAAUCAACAAGCCCCUUCUAUCCAAACGCAUCAAACAAAUGGAACUGUUCAAUCGCAUAAACAAGUUUUGUACGGAAAGUCACUCGGAAUCUUUUCGCCCACUUCGAAACUAAGACAAACAUGUCAUGCGUUACUACAAAAUCAAUUGACAACUCUGUUUUUAUUGCUCGUCUUAGUAUUUCAGGUAAUAUUAUUGAGUUAUCGACAAUGGGAUCCGCAUAAUUUGGAGGGAUACUAUAAAUCGGGCUACAAUUGGGCAGAUUAUUUGCUAAUCGUUAUCAAUGUCAUCUACACUGUGGAAAUAAUUGCACAGGUGAUUGCAUACGGUCUUGUGAAUGAUCGAGCUAUGUUUAAAGAAUUAGAAGUUGAAUAUCCUCCUGACCUUUUUGAUUAUACUGGUUUGCAAAUUCAUCAAAUGAUGGACGUUUUCAAGCAAAGUUUUAUCCAUCCUUUCAGGGUUAAAAAAGGGGGCAGAAAAGACGAAAAGACAAAACAUGAAAUGCAAGAUGAGCAUAAUGAUUCCAGUGGUGACGAUCAACUCAAUUACAGAAAUAAUGAUGUAAGUGAUGAUGGAAGCGCCUCUUUUGAGAGGUUACUAGACUCCCGAACAUCAGUGGAUUACAAUUUGCAAAACAAAUACGAGUUUAACCUGUUUCACGAUGACGAAAUUGGUGCGACAUCUAGACCAAAGACGGAGAAACAAGCACCUCCAGAGGGCUAUAGACUAAGAUCAGCAAAUACUUUUUACAAAGGCAAUGACCAUAAGAAACUUGACUCGCAAUUGAAGAGGGCAUUUCUUCGUAAAAGUUGGCAAAGACUUGAUUUUAUUUCACUGUUUUGUUUUUGGAUUUCCCUUUUGUUGUCCAUCAAUCACUAUGAUGCAAAACACCACAUCAUGUUGUUCCGAGCUUUAAGUUGUUUAAGAAUUUUGAGAUUGUGCAACUUAACUGCUGGUACCAAUACGAUCCUUACAGCUUGCAAAAUUGCAUUGCCCCAACUUAUUGAUGUGUCCAUCUUCAUAUCCUUCUUUUGGUUGUUUUUCGGUAUAAUUGGUGUUCAAUCAUUCAAGUCAUCACUUACGAGACAUUGCGUAUGGACGAAUCCGGAUGACCCUUCCGACACUUAUGUCAAUUCUGAUCUGUUUUGUGGUUCAUUCAUUGGCCUAGAUGGUCUGAAGCGGUCUUAUUUGACACGUGAGGGGGAGCCGUCAGGUGUAAUAAAAGGAUAUCGAUGCCCCAAAUAUUCUCAAUGUAUAUCCGGCGAUAACCCUUACAAUGGCACAGUUAGUUUCGAUAACAUCUUGCAAUCUUUGGAAAUGGUUUUCGUUAUAAUGAGUGCAAACACCUUCACAGAUAUUAUGUAUCAAACUAUGGACACCGAUAACAUGGCUGCAUGCAUAUUCUUUAUUGCGGGUAUCUUUGUCAUGACUGUAUGGUUGCUCAAUGUUUUCAUCGCAGUGAUUGUUGCUUCUUUCAAUGUCAGUAGGUUGGAAGCAGCUAAACAACAAAAGAGACAAGGAGCAGGAUGGAGGUUUUUUAGAAAGUUCAAUGAAGAAGGGAAGCACUACAAUGAACGAAUUAAAGAAUUGGAGAAGAAGAAUCAAUACCUUAAGCUCUACCGCAAAUUUGAGUUUUUAUUCGUGAUUCUUAUUGCAGUAAGUUUAUUUGUUCAGUGUUUUCGUUCAAGCAGAAUGUCUGACCAUCGCCGUCACUUGCUUUAUCGUUUCGAAGCUAGUUUUACUAGUGUGCUUUUGGGGGAAAUUAUUGUCAGAUUUUUUCUUCAUUUCCCUCAAUGGCGGUUGUUUUUCCUUUCCAAAAGAAACUGCUUUGACCUCUUCUUGGCAAUCGUCACUUUCGUUAUAAUCAUAAACCCUAUAAAGGAGAAAAUGGGACACGUGUACUACUGGUUGACUGUGUUUCAGUUAAUGAGAUUUUACAGAGUGGUGUUGGCUACUUCAAUUACAAGAAACUUGUGGUUAAAGAUUAUGAAAAACAUUCGAAUUAUUUUCGAUUUGGCAUUAUUCUAUUUCAUUUUGUUGUUCUUGGUUAGUAUCAUUUUGGCAAGGUAUUUUGAAGGCACCAUUCCCCAUGAUGAACUUGAUGAUGUGGAAUGGCCCAUGAAUAACUUGCCUGCUUCAUUCAUUGCGUUAUACAUAAUCACAUCAACUGAAAAUUGGACUGAUGUAAUGUAUUCGUUGCAAGAAUACGCAGGUACAACAUCGGCAAGAUCAUUCGGAUCGAUAUUUUUGGUAAUGUGGUUUAUUUUGUCCAAUAUGGUUAUCUUGAAUAUUUUCAUUGCUGUCAUUGCAAAUACUUUGCAAGUUUCAGAAGAAGGAAAAAGAAAACGUCAACUCUUACAAUUCAUUGAAGUCAUGACAAACAAGUUACAAAGUGUACAUGAAGAGUCCGGUUUGUUGAAAAAGGUAAAAGCGAAAAUUUUCAAACGAAAGGGAGGCAAGGAUGAAUUGGAAAAGGCAGUGGUUAACUUGCUACUUAGUGGAACUGCAGUGCAAGAUUUUUUAAAUAGAGACUUGGAUGCUGAAAUAGAAGAAGAGGAGGAUGAAGAUGCAAACGAUGAGAUGAAAACCUUGUCUUCGAAUAAAUGGAAAAGAUGGAUUGAAGUCAAUUUUGCACGAGUUAUCAACACAUUUAGCAACCCUUUCCAUUUCAACAAACUGAGGAAAAAGACUAAAUUCAAACUUGAGAAUUUUGAUCCAUCGAGUUUCGCAAAUAAUAUCAUCAAAGAAAGAAACGCAUUGUUGAGUCAACAAAAUAAGUUCUUAGAGGCAAACCCAAGGUACAACUAUGUGUUUUACAUCAUUGGUCCAAGACACAAAUUGCGAAGACUAUGUCAGAGAAUGGUGAAAUCAAGUCAUGGAGAAAGAAUUGACGGUGUCCCACCAUACAGACCAGUUUCUGAAAGUAUUGUCGUGCUCACAUUUCUUGCGACUGUUGCAUUGGUUGUACUUGCAUGUUACAUGACACCAAUUUUCAGAAUGAAGAAUCAUGACCAAGGCUGGAUUUUUUGGUCAGAAUAUGUCUUUGCUUUGUUUUUCACAGUUGAAUUUCUAAUCAAAGUGUUGGCUGAUGGACUCAUAUUCACCCCAAAUGCUUAUUGUCGUUCAUCAUGGAAUUUAAUUGAUUUGAUUGUUUUGAUAUCGUUAUGGAUUGAAUCGAUUGCGUACCUUAAGAACGAUGGUAACUUAUCGAGAAUUGUCAGAGGUUUAAAAGCUUUGAGAGCAUUGAGACUUUUGACGAUCAGCGAAACGGCCAAAUCCAAUUUCCACAACACAAUGAUUGCAGGAUUUGGAAAAAUUAUCAACGCGGCAAUCAUUUCUCUUUGUUUGUUAUUCCCUUUCUCGAUUUGGGGAUUGAAUAUCUUCAAUGGACGGUUGGGCUAUUGUAUUGAUCUGGAAUCGCCAGAAAGUGAAUGUAUCAAUGAAUACAAGAAUGAGGUCUUUAAUUGGAAUGUUGUUAGUCCAAAUGUGUACACUAACCCUCAAUUGGAAUUCAAUAGGUUCGCAACAUCGUUUGCUACAUUAUACGAAAUCGUUUCAUUUGAAGGUUGGACGGACUUGUUAGCAGACGUAAUGAAAAGUACAGGAGUGGGAACAGUACCUGAAAAGAAUGCCACACCAUUCAAUGGUUUCUUUGUUGUUUUAUUCAAUUUCAUUAGUACGAUUUUCAUCUUGACUUUGUUCAUUUCGGUCAUCAUCAGUAACUAUUCAAGAACAACUGGAAGGGCAUAUAUGACAACAGAUCAAAUUUCGUGGUACCAGAUCAAGAAAAUAUUGGUGCAAGUUCGUCCGUCGAAAAGAAAAGACUACUAUCUGUUAUCAUAUUUUAGAAGAUUUUGCUAUAAAAUGACAGUUGAAAGAAACCCCAUUUGGCACAGAAUCUUGAAUUGUUUUUUGGCAUUUCAUGCAUUAGCCUUGUUACUUGAAUGUUUUCCAUCUUCAGAUAGUCUCAAUCUUUUCAGAACCAUCGUUUAUACCAUCACUUCUGUGUUGUUCUUUGUGAAUGCUGUGAUGUUGGCUAUUGCACAAGGAUUGAGAACAUAUUUGCAUUAUAAAUGGAACAUCUUCAACUUGUUUGUCUCGUUUGGAGCUUUUACGACAACAGUUAUUGCGUUUCCUGUGAACGAUAAUUCUCCAUUUAUGAACUUCAACAAGUUAUUCUUGGUUGCAAUUUUGCUAUUUAUCAUUCCAAGAAGUAACCGAUUGAGUCAAUUGUUACGUUUUGCAUCAGCUUCAUUACCAGCAUUGAUUUCAUUGUCGUAUACUUGGAUUAUCGUGUUUUUAGUGUUUGCAAUUGCCAUGAAUCAAAUUUUUGGGUUGACUCGUCUUGGAUCUAAUGGAACAGGUAACUUAAACUUGAGAUCAGUUCCCAAAACAUUGAUUGUUUUAUUUAGGUGCAGUUUCGGAGAAGGUUGGAAUUAUAUCAUGGAGGAUUAUACAGUUUCUUCGCCUUUUUGUACAUCCGAAGGAAGUUCUGAUCGAAAUGAUUGUGGAAGUAAGCAAUACGCAUACAUCUUGUUCAUCGCAUGGAAUUUGAUAUCAAUGUACAUUUUCCUCAAUAUGUUCAUAUCAUUAAUCUUGGAUAGUUUCGAUUACAUCAACCAAAAGACGGAUUACAGUGAAUUGAUUCAGCGUGAAGAAAUCAGAAAAUUUAAACGAGCAUGGCAAAAAUUUGAUCCACAAGGUAGUGGAUACAUAAAGCCAAUUGAUUUACCCAAGUUUCUUCACUCAUUAGAAGGAACACUUUCAUUCAGAUCGUAUAGAGGAGAGUUGGAAAUCAAGGAACUUUGUCGCAAGUGGAUCAAGAGAAAUAAUCCAAAUGAUCCCUAUGACGUCAAAGUUGAUUUUGAUUGCAUUGAUGAGACAAUGAAUCAGAUGGAUAUUCCAAAGAUCAGAGAGAGAAGGAAAGCAUUUGAUAUGUUUGUUGAGGAGGCUUUGUUGACCAUGGAACUUAAUGAGGACCCUGGGGUAUCAUUUACUCGAAUUAUUUUGCAGCUACCACUUUAUACAACAUUUGAUACUGGUAAGUGUUUUAAUCUCAUUGAUUAUUUGGAGCGUCAGUUAUUGAUUAACAAAGUUGUUAAGAAGAUGCAUACAAAGAGAGUCUAUGAAACAAUUGCAGCGUAUGCAUGUAGAUGGAAGUAUCAAAAAGACAAGAAAUUGGGAAUAAGGGAUAGUAAUAUUGCCUUUGAUACAAGGUUACGGAGAACAAGCUACUUAGUAAAUGAAGAUUUGCAGAUAAACACUGAUUUCCCUCGAAGAUCUGUCACUGAUGAAAAUACUGAUCCCAACGAGCCGGCGCCAGAUUCAGAUCCCGAUAAUGAUGAUGCCCAACAACCACUUAAGCGGAGCUCAGUUAUUUCUGGAGAUCCCGGAAUAUCAAGUGGUGUAUACUAUCCAAAUUCACCUCUUUUGAAAACGUCACAUCAAAUGCUGCCACCAUCACCGUCCAAAACAAGAAAACCAAACUUAUCAAUCAGCAUUCCGCACAAUAACUUUGAAGAAUCGGGUUUACUUGAUGAUGAUAUAACGUAUUCCCCAUUUGCUGAUAGCGCAGCUCCAAGAAGUGCUCAACGAAACUCAUUAGAAGAGAUUAUUGAAUCAUCAAGAUGGAGAGAUGCAUUAGGAGAUUUAACAAUGAAGCAUAAGAAGAAAUAA